AUGAACAUUAAAAAGCCUAUCGACAUCCUCAUCUAUGGCACUGGAGCUGUAGGCUCUACGUUAGGGUGGAUAUUAGCGCAAAAUCAACAUGCCAGGCUCUCUGUUGUCUGCCGGUCCAACUAUGAAGCCGUCAAGCAACGCGGGUUGCAGAUGAACACCAUCAUGUGGGGGGAUGGUACUCUCCACCCUUUCCGCGUUGCUCGCUCCACAAGCGAGCUUACUGGUAUCCCCUUCGACUACGUUGUCUGUACAAACAAGGUGACUAACUCGGACGGACACUCGUUGGCCGACGAGCUAGCACAUGUCGUGUCCACGAGGACAACACUUGUGUCAGCGCAAAACGGCGUAGGUGUCGAGGCACCUUUGCAGAAUGCGUUCCAGGAUAACACUGUCCUGUCCGCUGUAUGCUACAUCAGUUGCCUGCAGACUAUCCCUGGCGUUGUACAUCAAGUUUCUAACAUUCGCCCUCACGCCUUCCACAUUGGUCUUUAUAAUACGAUCGAACGCAGGCAAUCGGCAGCAGAUUUACAGAGGCUGAAGACUUUCGUAGCCUUGGACGAUAAAUUCAAGGAGAUUGAGGAUGUGCGCGCUGAGCGCUGGACCAAGCAGAUUUUCAACGGAGCUUGGAAUCCAAUGGCCGCCCUCUCGGGCCUAGAAACUCACCAGCUGCUGGGGUCACCGUAUCUUCAGAUGGUCAAAAAACUCGCUGAAGAAACGUUCGACGUAGCGGUCAGAUCGGGUAUCUCGCUCCCAACGAAUCUGCCGGAGAGAACAAUUGAGCUUGCGAGGGUCAAUCCAUCUUUAGCGCCAUCUAUGCUGCAAGACUGGCGAAAGAAGAAGCCAAUGGAAGUGGACUCACUUUGUGGUUAG
Molecule: messenger RNA, 870 nt
Organism: Ascochyta rabiei
Lineage: Eukaryota; Fungi; Ascomycota; Dothideomycetes; Pleosporales; Didymellaceae
Exons: 2
Coding region: 1-870 (289 amino acids)
Cellular component (GO): cytoplasm
Molecular function (GO): oxidoreductase activity
Source: RefSeq, a predicted model, not a curated record